AUGCUCAAGUUAUUCGGUCAUAAAAAGAAGAAAAAGUUGCCAUCAUCAUCAUCUCAUAUCCCAAUGCUCGCUAAAAGCGCAUCAACUACCACCACAAGUAACAAUAACAACCACCAACCACCAAUACAAAUCAGUAAAAAGGACUUGAAGCGUAGCCCCUCGUUAGACGACUGCAUGAUGCCUACACUCAUGAUGCCGAAACCACGCCACAUGCUACCUCCCACACGCAACAUUCUCAAUCCUCACGAGUACGAUAAGACGCAAAUUGAGAAUACGACACCAACACCAUCACCAUCAUCCAUGGUGUUGCCACUCACCACCACAAAUGAGAAUAAUGAUGACGACGUUGUACAUGAUACAUCCAAUAAUAGUAAACUUCCAGUUUCAUCACACUCACCACUCGUACCAAGUAGUGAAGAUUCUAACAGGGUUUAUGAAUCUGCUCUCGAAUCACCCAUAGCAUCACCAGCUCCACCUUCUUUUUCAAUACCACCCGCUUUGUCCAUGUUAACUUCAGCCCCAUCGACUGCUACCGUUAGCACUACCAACACAGCACCUUUAUCAUCAUCCGCCCCAGUAAUCGUUUCACAACAACAACCUCCCCCACAGCCCUAUCCGGAACAAGUGACAGCACCAACAACAACACUUGCCGCGCACCCACAUCAUCACCCACAACCACAACCAGCUCCUGUUGUUGCACCAAUGCAACACAACAACGCUACUACUUUUGCAUCUGUUACACCAAAUGUGGAAGCAUUACAAUGGCAAGUUGAAAUGAUCAAGCAUCAAUGUGAGCUUGAAAGAGCUGAAUGGGAAAAGCGUGAACAUGAACAUCGUAUCCGAGAACGUGAAAUGCUCGAAAAGAUCAGCCAAACACAAGAACAACUACGUCAAGCAUUAUUGGCUCAACAUCACCAGCAACAGUAUACACGUCCUCGAUCUGCCAACGAUAGCGGCUAUUGGGAACAUGAAGAAGACAAUGAUGAUCUAGAUGAGGAAGAAGACAUCUAUCAUCGACGCCAUUAUCGACCUCGUGGUCAUUCUUUGCCACGCAUGAUGCCCCAUCGACGACGUCGUAGCAGUGUAAAAAGUCGCAGCAGCUCACGAUCUUCUCGACAUGAACAAGAUGAACGCCGUUCCAUUUAUGAUGAAGAUCAUGACCACAGUGAUCACGAAGAAGAAGAUGAAGAAGAAGAAGAGGAGGAUCCUGAUUUUGAAGACCAUGAGGAUGAAUGGGAUGCUUACAUGGAUCGACAUCCUGGUAGAUACUAUUCACGUUGGAAUCAUUAUAGACCUACACGACCCUCACCAAGCGUAUCCACGCCAACAAGCUAUCAUCAUCAUUACCCAGCUUAUAUGGCAAUGCAUGCAGCAAGUAGUCGUCGUCCUCGUCGUCCUCAUCGACAUCCUCAUCAUUAUCAACCUUCUCCUUAUCACCAUUACUACUACCCACAUUAUCCAUUUGAUCCUUUGCAACAAUGGGAAUAG
Lichtheimia ornata is the source of this 1488-nucleotide messenger RNA. RefSeq lists its product as uncharacterized. Bases 1 to 1488 code for a protein of 495 amino acids. The record is from RefSeq and is a predicted model, not a curated record. Lineage: Eukaryota; Fungi; Mucoromycota; Mucoromycetes; Mucorales; Lichtheimiaceae. The transcript is spliced from 2 exons.